This is a messenger RNA of Pangasianodon hypophthalmus (striped catfish), 980 nucleotides long. RefSeq lists its product as uncharacterized. The transcript has 7 exons. The record is from RefSeq and is a predicted model, not a curated record. Gene Ontology annotation, cellular component: Golgi membrane. Gene Ontology annotation, biological process: vesicle-mediated transport; protein secretion. NCBI's taxonomy places the organism in Eukaryota, Metazoa, Chordata, Actinopteri, Siluriformes, Pangasiidae. The coding region runs from base 121 to 720 and encodes 199 amino acids.
UAGUGAAGCCAUUUGGGAUUCAGCCUUCUUGCUAGAGAAGCGCUGGGGUCCUUCGGGCAGAUCCUCGGCUACCUUUGUUUACAUACACGUCACCAGGAAGUGGACCAACCAAACUUCGAAAUGUUAAGACAGGAUUCACAGGGUGAUGUUCCACUUUUUGACGAGGAUGAGGAUGCAGCCAGCAGCAGCAAGUCAAAAAUCCAGCAUCCUUUGGCCACUUUCUUCCACCUUUUCUUCCGUGUGAGUGCUAUCCUGGUCUAUCUGUUGUGUGAACACAUCAGCAGCAGCUACAUUGCCAGCAUGGUCACCAUCAUUCUCCUCCUGUCAUGUGACUUUUGGACAGUGAAGAAUGUGACUGGGCGGCUACUGGUAGGCCUGAGGUGGUGGAAUCAGGUGGAUGAGAAUGGGAAGAGCCAUUGGGUGUUCGAGUCUCGAAAGGAAACCAGCAGAAAAAUUGUCUCGAGUUCAGAAUCACGGAUUUUCUGGCUCGGCCUUAUUGUGUGUCCCAUCUUAUGGGUGCUCUUUGUGUUUUCUUCUCUCUUUUCCUUCAACAUAAAGUGGCUGGCGGUGGUGAUUAUGGGAGUCGUGUUACAGUGGGCUAACCUCUAUGGGUACGUCCAAUGCAAAGUUGGGGGUGGAACCAAUCUGAAGAACAUGGCAACCAGCUAUGUUGGCCUUCAGUUUUUUAAGCAGGCAAUGAACAAAUCACAAGGACCCUAAUGUGCCUUCAAGGAUUUAACAACUUGGCGCUGCUAAAGUUCUAAUUUAUUUUCUUGUACUGACAUUCAGUGGGAAACUCUUGCAAGUGUUGGAAUUUCUUUUCUCUGACAUAUGUGCAUAAGUGCAUAUGGGCCUUUUUAUUUUUUUGUAAACAGUUCGGUUCAUUCUCCCCUAGAAUUCUCCUCUAGAAUGUAACCCAUAUCGGAAAUAGCAAUAUGUUGUCAAUGUGUGCCAAGAGCUAAAUAGAAUAUAUUGUUGUA